Messenger RNA from Microplitis demolitor, 2639 nucleotides. It is a transcript of the gene Tret1-1, whose product is annotated as facilitated trehalose transporter Tret1. Gene Ontology annotation, biological process: transmembrane transport; carbohydrate transport. The transcript is spliced from 5 exons. The record is from RefSeq and is a predicted model, not a curated record. Lineage: Eukaryota; Metazoa; Arthropoda; Insecta; Hymenoptera; Braconidae. Gene Ontology annotation, molecular function: sugar transmembrane transporter activity. Bases 604 to 2535 code for a protein of 643 amino acids. Gene Ontology annotation, cellular component: membrane.
UAGCAAAAUGUUCAACAGUUAUCAAAAACCCUUGAAGAGUAAAUACGUUAUAGAAAGCACGUGACUGUACUUUCUCAACUCAAUUCAAUCAAAUUACAAUCAAAUAUAAAUUUCAUAUAUUUUACUAUUAACUAUCGUUCAUCACAAAACAUUUUACGCUAUUAAUUUUAAACAUAAAUUAAAAAAAAAAAUUUUUCUUUAAAAUAAAAUUAAUAGCUGUCAAAACAUAAGCACGUGUGUGGUUAUCAAAUCGUCAUAAUAUUAUCAUAUGUCGCUACUGUAUUAAGUAUGUAAUGGUUGACACAUUUACAUAUUUAUAAAUAUAUACAUAGAUAAAACAAAAUUAUAAAUAUAUCAAUACAAGUGCCCGGUACAAGUAAAUGCGGCGUACAUACGAAAAAGAGAAUAAAAAUAUAGACUUUCAUUAGUAAAACAAGGAUAGAUUUUCUACGCAGACUUGAUAGAACGUGGAAGACCAUUCUGCACUAUACUUACCAACCGGCAACCAAGCAACAGUGGACAUUUCUUAUAAAUUUUAUAAACGUUAUUAUUUGUGUUUAAUUAUUUAAAAACAUUUAAUUUGUGAUUAUUUUGACAAUAAUAAUGGAUAACAAUAGCAAAUCAAAAAUGGUUACGCGGAGGCAGAUAAUGCAACCAUGGCCUCUAUGUCUGGUUUCAUCAAACAAUGGGCAACCAGCUCAUCAAAAAUAUCUCCCCUGGGUUUCAUCCCUGGGAAAUUCGGCUUCAUCGUCUAUACACGAGGAUUGUUCAUCAAACUCAACAUUAUUAACAAACGCCAGUCCUUUCAACAGCCAACAAGCCCUUAUUACCAACAAGAAAAAAUACAAUAUUACAAUAACUAGGAAUAAAAAUUACGAUCUUGAACAAUCAGAGGCACAUUAUUAUACUGAAAAUCUAAGACACGGAAGUGAAUUACAGUCAAAAAUAAAUAGUCCCAACAAUAAAGACAUUACUCUUGUUGAUUACAAAUUUUUGGAGCCCUUAAUCAUGGACAACGAGGUUGUCAUUGAGGAACAGGAUAUUUUAGUGGACAAUAAAAGAAAUGGAGAAGACAUUGCUCUCCAAAGAUCACCUUCAUCACCUUGUAAUGCCAAAAAACCAAAACCUCAAGAUAUAUUCCAAUAUUCAUCCCAGGUCUUUGCAGCAUUUGCAGUGUCAAUCGCAUCAUUGCUUAUAGGAUUUUCAAGCUCUUAUACAUCACCAGCUUUACCUUCUAUGAAAGAAACAAAGCCAUUCGAGCUUGAUGAUGUUAUGGAAUCAUGGAUUGGAUCGGUAAUGCCUCUGAGCGCAUUGCUUGGUGGAGUAUUUGGUGGUCCACUGAUUGAAUACAUCGGUAGAAGAAAUACCAUUUUAGCAACAUCAAUUCCAUUUAUGGCAGCCUGGAUAUUCAUAGCAACAGCAACAAAUGUCUGGUUAGUGCUAGUAGGUCGUGCACUGAGUGGUUUCAGCGUAGGUGUAAUAUCUCUCGUAUUGCCUGUUUACCUUGGUGAGACCCUCCAGCCAGAAGUGCGUGGUGUCUUGGGUUUACUGCCAACAGCAUGCGGUAAUAUUGGAAUACUUAUAUGUUUCGUUUCUGGAAUGUACUUGAACUGGUCAAUGCUGGCAUUUAUGGGAGCUUGUAUACCAGUAAUAUACUUCCUGCUAGGAUUAUUGAUACCCGAAACACCAAGAUGGUAUGUGUCGAAAGGUAAAACAAAGCGUGCACGUAAAUCACUUGAAUGGCUGCGUGGAAAAUCUGUUGAUGUCAGUGAAGAGCUCGCCGCUGUUGAAAAAACUCAUCUUGAUAGUGAAAAAAAUUCAUCAUCAAGUUCAAUGGCUGAACUAUUUAAACCAAAUCACAUUAAACCACUUAUGAUUUCCGUUGGGUUGAUGUUUUUCCAACAGUUUUCUGGUAUUAAUACUGUUAUAUUUUACAGUAAUAAAAUAUUUAGCGAGUCUGGUAGCUCUAUUGAUACAAACAUAAGUUCAAUUAUCAUUGGUAUUGUCAAUUUUAGUGCAACAUUCAUGGCAACUGCUGUUAUUGAUCGUUUAGGACGUAAAAUUCUUCUUUACAUUAGUAGUGUUGUUAUGAUUAUAACAUUAAUGACACUUGGUACAUUUUUAUACAUGAAAGAUAACAACUAUGAUGUUGCUAAUUUUGGUUGGUUGCCGUUGGCGUGUAUUGUAAUUUACGUUAUUGCAUUUUCAUUAGGAUUUGGACCGAUACCCUGGUUAAUGAUGGGUGAAAUAUUACCAGCUAAAAUACGUGGUGGUGCAGCAAGUGUUGCCACGAGUUUUAAUUGGUUUUGUGCAUUCCUUGUAACGAAAACCUUCCAAAAUAUAAUAUCAUUGAUGAAAAUAACCGGUGCAUUUUGGAUGUACGGUACUAUUUGUAUAGUUGGUUUAUUAUUUGUUAUACUAUUUGUACCGGAAACUCGCGGGCGUUCGUUGGAAGACAUUGAAAAAAAAUUAACGGGACCAGUUAGAAGAAUGAGUGCUGUUGCAAAUUUGAGGCCUAUGCCAACAGCAUGUUAGAACUUUUUUUUAUUAUUUUAUAUCUUUAUCAAUGCAUUUAUUUGAAUUUUUAUUUAAAUGUUAAAAAAAAAUACGAAAAAUAUAAAUAAUGAGAUACAGAGUUA